AUGGAUGUGGACGCAGGCGGGGCGCCGCCGCUGGAGCUCGCGCAGGAGCGGCUGGUGGCGGGCCGGCGGGGCGCGGAGGGCGGUGGGAAUGUGGUGAGCGCAGAGGAUAUCGUUGCGCCGGACUGCUCGACGCCGCUGUCGUCGGCAGAGGUGUUGGAAGAGCUUAUUGGGGGGGGAGGCACGGCGGGAAGCGGGGGCAGCGGGCGCGGGCUGCGUGGGACCGGGUCGGCGCUGCAGCUACUGGACGAUACGCAGGUGACAGCCGUGUCCGGGGCGCUGGCAGGCUUUGUGUCGGGCAUAAUGGUGUGUCCCUUGGACGUGGCGAAGACGCGGCUGCAGGCGCAGGGUGCGGGCUCGGGCGAAAGGUACUACCGCGGGAUCGUGGGGACGCUGAGCGCGAUCCUACGGGACGAGGGUGUGGCGGGCCUGUACAAGGGCCUGGCGCCGAUCGUGCUUGGGUACUUUCCCACGUGGAUGCUGUACUUCUCGGUGUACGAGAAGUGCAAGCAGCGGUACCCCAGCUACCUGCCCGGGGGCUUCGUGUCCCACGCGGCGUCUGCGUUGACCGCAGGCGCCAUUUCCACUGCAUUAACGAACCCGAUCUGGGUUGUCAAGACGCGCCUCAUGAUACAGUCCGACGUGAGCCGCGACUCCACUAACUACCGCAGCACGCUGGACGCCUUCCGCAAGAUGUACCGGUCGGAGGGCCUGAAGGUAUUCUACUCGGGGUUGGUACCGUCGCUCUUCGGCCUGUUCCACGUUGCCAUCCACUUCCCGGUAUACGAGAAACUCAAGAUCUGGCUCCAUCGCAACACGCCGGCCGCGGACGGCCAGCGCCUGGACCACAACAAGCUGCAACUGGACCGUCUGAUUGUGGCCUCCUGUCUAUCUAAGGUUGUGGCCAGUGUGAUCACGUAUCCGCAUGAGAUCCUGCGCACACGCAUGCAGGUCAGGCAUUCAGGCGUGCCGCCCAGCCUGCUGAACUUGCUGGGCAGGAUACGUGCCUCGGAGGGGUACGUCGGGUUCUACUCCGGGUUUGCAACGAACCUGGUGAGGACUGUGCCUGCCUCCGUUAUUACUCUGGUCUCGUUCGAGUAUUUCCGGAAGUACCUCAGAAUGUGGAACGAGGGUCUAAUGUGA
Eremothecium gossypii ATCC 10895 is the source of this 1140-nucleotide messenger RNA. Its product is annotated as ADL009Wp. Bases 1 to 1140 code for a protein of 379 amino acids. The transcript has a single exon. Gene Ontology annotation, biological process: NAD transmembrane transport. Gene Ontology annotation, molecular function: NAD transmembrane transporter activity. NCBI's taxonomy places the organism in Eukaryota, Fungi, Ascomycota, Saccharomycetes, Saccharomycetales, Saccharomycetaceae. The record is from RefSeq and is marked provisional.